AUGUCGACUGCUGCACAGAGCAGCUACGCAGCCUCUACUGCAGACAAUGCCAACAACGUUGCAGCAGUCUUCCUCCCCCGCCCUCGAUCUCGACUGCGCACCAUCGCGAAGCAGUACGACGAAGCUGCGCAGCAAACCGUCACACAUACCGACGAGCCAUACAAGAUCGUUUGGGGGAGCCGAACUUUCGUCAUUAGCGGUGUUCUAAACAAGAAGAAGAGCCGUGGCCGUCGUUCCUGGAUUACUCGUGAGGGUUGGUUCCUAACGGAGCUGACGACAACAGGAAAGGUCAAGCAGGAUGUCUGGUGCUGUCGACGCUGCGAUGCCUACGGCAAGCCCCAGUCCCACAACAUCGCCGAGGACAGCCCCAGCCGGCCAGACAACGAGAUGACCGUCCUUGACAUCCAGCGAGAGGCUAGCAACCGAUCGACCCCUUCCAGCAUUCCACAAGCGAAGAUCAGUCGGGCCCGGGAGCUUCUAGUAGGCUAUAUUGUCGACGGCGACUUGCCCUUUACUGCUCUUGAGAGCGUCUACAUCAAGGAGCUCUUAAAGCAGCUAGACCCUGGAUUCGCCCAAGAGCUCCCUCACAGUAGAUCGACAAUUGGAAGGGAUAUCAAGGAGGUUUUUGAGUCGAAGAUGAUGGCGGUCAAGGCUGACCUGACGAAAGCCCUCAGUCAGAUUCAUAUUAGCUUCGACCUUUGGACCUCUCCAAACAACCUAGCCAUGAUUUCAGUCUUUGGGCACUUCAUCAAUCAGAAGAAAAUGCCCCAGAGCAGGUUGCUAGCCUUCCGUCGGCAGCUAGGGAAGCAUUCUGGGAAUUACAUCGCGCUCACGAUCCAGGAUAUUCUCAAGGCUUGGGGAAUUGGGAAGCAGGUGGGUGUCUGCGUCGCCGACAAUGCAGGGAACAACGACACAUGCCUCAAGGCCCUAUAUCGAUCCCUCGAUCCCACCAUAACCGACCGAGAUAUCAAGGCGCGUCGAAUGCGAUGCUUCGGUCAUGUCCUCAAUCUUGUUGUUCAGGCUUUCCUUUUUGGCCAGGAUGCUACCUGCUUCGAGAGGGAUGCUUAUACCCUUUCCCUUUGGAGUGACGACGAGGCUGAACUAGCACAUUGGAGAGCAAAGGGACCUGUUGGAAAGCUUCACAAUAUCGUCAAGUUCAUCAGGGCGUCGCCGCAACGAUCCGAGGCAUUCCGACAGCAUGCUAAGGAAGCCCAGACCUCUGACGACUAUCUGUUGUCAGAGGAGCCGACCUGGGACCUUGGCCUCAAGCAGGACAACAGCACGCGCUGGAACUCAACUUACCUGAUGAUCGAGAGGGCUGUCAGGAAGAGGGAUGAUAUCAACAGCUUUAUCUUGGAGCUUGAUCUUGAAUCUGAUGGUGACAAGCGGAUCCCUGAUGCUGACAAACUAACCACCGACGACUGGAAGGCCCUGAUCGAGAUCAAGACGAUCUUAGAACCACUCUACAAACUGACGAUAAAGACCCAGGGAUGGGGGCAGUCUGGAACAAGUGGUCGACUUUCAGAUGUUCUAAUGGGGAUGGAAUAUGUAUUGGGACAUCUUGAAGGUUACAAGACUCUAUACGACAAGGAUUCCGGUCUUGAAGCUGCUCGAGCAGCUGAAGCUUCGGCGGAUCUAGCGCGUAAUCAACCAACCAGUCUAUCGCAGCUUCGAUCGACGCGGCGGCUGCGCUUCAACGAAGGGGCCCUGCCUUCUCAUGCCCGCGACGAGUACGUCACGAUGCCCGACAGCGACGGUCUGCUUAGACUCCAAGCUAGAGAGCGGGCCAGCAUUCGGGCCAGCAUCAACAAUGCCUGGAAGAAACUUGACGAGUACUACACGAAGCUUGCGGAUUCCCCUUUGUUCACUGCAGCUAUCAUUCUGAAUCCAAAUCUCGGCCUUCGGUGGCUGCGGCGUCGGUGGAGGGAUCCCGAACAACAUGAGUGGCUCGUUGCUGCGAAAGAUGGUCUCAAGGAAUACUUUGACCGCUGGUAUUGCAGCUCUGAUGAUCCCCAGCCUCAGGGUCGAUCUGUCUGUCGAGAUUUAGGCCGGGAGGACGAUGCUUACGAGGCCUUCGUCAACAGCGGAGUCAGUUCCGAUGAAGAUGGUAACGAGGACGAGAUUGACCGGUACUACAACAUGAAGGUCGGGGGCAACGUCGAUCCGGUUGAAUGGUGGAUCAUUCAAUCCAGUCCAGUCCAGUCCAAGGGUCGAGGGAAUCAAUCCGAUCAGAUCAGGAGGGUCAAUCCCUUCUUCCAUUCUUCGUGGAUCGGUUGGGUCAGAGGAGCUAUCGAAUGCGCCUCCCGGGAUACCAAGAUCAAGGGCGGCGAAGACCGCCAUGCGGGACUGGAGCUCUCGAAAGCGAUUCGGGAGUCCCUCAAGACCGACGCCAAGAAACCGGCGUCGCCUUCAGCCUCCUCGUCGCAGACCGGACCCACGGAUAAGACCAUCACCGACCUACAGCUCAUCACAAUGCCGCCUAUCAUCCCAGGAUUCUCCAUGAGCAAUCGAACAUGGGGCUUCUACCUGAUGGACGCCAUCUCCGAGAUUCAGUGGAAUCCCAACGCAUAUGCCGCCCUUCAAAUACAUCAGAAGCAGAAGGAUUCGAUUUGGAAGCUGGCGGCCAUUUUGUUGUUUGAUGAAGCGGAUACGUUCAUGGCUCGACGAAGCGGGGACAGUCUGGAAAGGAAUGCCCUUGUCUCAAGCAUCCUUCUCUUAGCCACGAACGGUCUAGGUGACUUUGACGAAGCAUUCUACUCGAGAAUGCACAUUCGGAUCGAGUUUAAGCGACCCGAGGCCGACGGCCGCGCCAUCAUCUGGGCAGGGAUUGCGGGACAAGCCAACCAUGAGAUUACGCCAAACGAGUUCAAGGCACUCGGCACCCUUCCUUUGGAUGGGCGGCGCAUCAAGAACGUGGUCCGGGUAGCGUCACUCCUGAUCCACUCGCGGGCAAGAACGGCGAGGAUGAGCUUGGCAGGCGUUAAAGAUGCGUUGCAGAUCUCGGCAGGGGAUCCGAAUGAUGGCGAGUCCCAACUCCUCAGACCUCCCCCAAACAACAUCCAACACUAUGGCACCAGGGCACAACACCAGAAGCCGCACCCGCGAGCCGAGCACACCCCCCCUCAGCAUCGACCCGCCCUUGGCCGAAGUAACCCCCAACGCACCCUCGAAGCCGCUGGCCCAGCGUCCAAGGAAGUCCGUCAGCAAGACAAAGGCCACCAAGGCACCCACCACCAGCCCCCGCCGCUCCGCACGCAUCGCCCUCCGCAACAAGCCCCCACCAGCCUCAGACACUAUCAUCACUCCCUGACAAGGCGAAGGAGGAGGAGAAACCAGCCGCCCCUAAGACCCAAAACUUCCACCAAACCACCCACACCGACCGCCGACCCGGACAUCCUCGAAUCGAUCGAGAAGGACGACGACAACAACGACGACGCCGAAGCCAGCGACACCGAGUCCGAGCUGUCCGAGCUGUCCGACGGCCUGUUCGAGCGGGAGAUUUCCGCGCGGGUGGAGCAGGCGGAGAAGCCGCUUAAGCAGAAGCUGGCGGAGGUGACGGCGGAGCGGGAUGAGGUGGUUGAGUUGCUGGAGGCAAGGGGGAGGCGGGUGAGGAGGCUUUGUGCUUAG
Messenger RNA from Chaetomium globosum CBS 148.51, 3627 nucleotides. RefSeq lists its product as uncharacterized. The transcript has 8 exons. The record is from RefSeq and is a predicted model, not a curated record. Bases 1 to 3627 code for a protein of 1208 amino acids. NCBI's taxonomy places the organism in Eukaryota, Fungi, Ascomycota, Sordariomycetes, Sordariales, Chaetomiaceae.